ACUCGCUCUGAUUGGUUGGCUGUGUAAUACGUGUCAGUAGCAAUAUAAACGAAAUCUGCGUUUAUAUCGAGUCUAAAGAAUCUGAUGGACAUGUAGCUUAUUAUAUAUCAAUUUAUUUAAAAAAGGGGAAUUCAAGAAACCCUCGGACACAAUGGAGAAUAUCCAGAAUCUCCCAAUUGACAUCCAAACCAGUAAACUUCUGGACUGGUUGGUGGAUAGAAGACACACUUCCCUGAAAUGGCAGAGUACAGCACUGACCAUCAGAGAGAAGAUUAAUGCUGCUAUCCAGGAUAUGCCUGAAAAUGAAGAGAUCAGACAGCUGCUCUCAGGCUCAUAUAUUCACUACUUCCACUGUCUGAGGAUAGUUGAAUUACUGAAAGGAACAGAAGCCUCUUCCAAAAAUAUAUUCGGCAGAUAUUCAUCACAAAGGAUGAAGGACUGGCAGGAAAUAAUAUCACUUUAUGAGAAAGACAAUGCUUAUCUAGCUGAACUGGCCAGUCUGUUGAGCCGCAAUGUGAGUUAUGAAGGUCCUGCUCUGAGGAAGCAAGUGGCUAAAGCCCAGCAGCUGCAGCAGGAGCUGAGCAGACGAGAGGUAGAGUGCCAGAGCGGAGCUGCAGACAUGAGGGACCACUAUUAUGCUGCCUGCAAGCAGUAUGGCAUUGCGGGGGAAAAUGUGGCAAGAGAGUUGCAGGCACUGGUAAAGGAUCUACCCACUGUCCUGGAGAAGACUGGCAAAGAGGCUGCCUGUCUGGAAGAAGCCAUACAGCUAUACACAGCUUUCACAAACUUUGUCUGUGACUGGUCUGAGCCUGUUCUACCUAUGUUGUCGUUCAUUCAACGGAAAGGAAACACAACAGUGUACGAAUGGAGGACAGGAAGUGCACCAACGGUUAUUGAAAGACCUGUGGUGGAGGAUCUGCCACCUGACACUGUCACAGAGGAAACAAUUGACUGGGGUAACUUAAGCAGUGGGGCCGGUGCUGAGGAGGUGAAUUUUGGGAUCACAGUUGAGGAUGGUGUGGACUGGGGCAUCAGCCUUGAGUCUGGGAAAGAGGAAACUGGUGAAGGUGGCAUUGACUGGGGAGAAUCUGAUACUGCUGCAGUGGAAAUCGAAGUUGUUGAUGCAGGCACCAACUGCCCUGAAGGUGUGGCCAGAGGUGAAGAUGCGCUUUCUCUGCUCGAGAGCCCAGAGACACGCAGCCAGUUUAUUGAUGAAUUGAUGGAGUUGGAGUUGUUCCUGUGCCAGAGGCUGAGUGAGAUGAGUGAGGAGGGGGAUAUGGUGGCCAUGAGCCAGUUCCAGCUGGCUCCCUCUGUCAUCCAGGCACAGACAACCCAGCGUGUGCAGGCCACACUGGCAGAUGUGCGCCGCCUCCUGGAAGGGCUGACCUCGCUUCGCAUGCAGCAUCUGUUCAUGAUCCAGGCGUCCCCACGCUAUGUGGAGCGUGUGUCUGACAUGCUGAGGCAGAAGAUGAAACAGGCUGAUAUCCUGGUGCUGAAAUCUGCUUCUAUGGCUGAGCGGAGACAGGAAGCUCUGGAGGAACAGGCCAGGCUGGAGCCUCGCAUCGACCUGUUGGCUGCUCGAACGAAAGAACUACAGAAAUUGAUUGAAGACGACAUUUCCAAACGAUACAACAAGCGUCCAGUCAACCUCAUGGGUGUUCAUGUGUAAAGUACCAGUUCUUCAACAGCAUCACUUUAUAAAUAAAUGUUUUAUUUCGUUUAA
Molecule: messenger RNA, 1723 nt
Organism: Astyanax mexicanus (Mexican tetra)
Lineage: Eukaryota; Metazoa; Chordata; Actinopteri; Characiformes; Acestrorhamphidae
Gene: cdk5rap3
Product: CDK5 regulatory subunit associated protein 3
Exons: 14
Coding region: 152-1669 (505 amino acids)
Biological process (GO): regulation of cyclin-dependent protein serine/threonine kinase activity; regulation of mitotic cell cycle
Cellular component (GO): endomembrane system
Source: RefSeq, a predicted model, not a curated record